GUGACGCUGGUGGAGAAAUCUGCAAAUGUCGUUCGAGAGGCAUUCAUUAAGUGCCUAACGGACAGAAGUGGCACGCCAGGUAUCCACGGAAAGCCCGAAGGGAAGAGGAUAGGGAUCUAUUUGAUGGCAAACCUUUGCCUCAAACUGCUUUUCCAAUGCGGCAAACUCCGAAACGCAGAGCAAAUGUUUGCGAGUAUCAGCGCACAAUCCGCUCCUCUGAAACAUUUUCCAGCUUCGCAGCGCGUCACCUAUCUAUACUACCUCGGACGUUAUCUGUUCUCCAACAACCUCUUUUAUCCCGCCCAGGUCGCCCUGCAAGCUUCUUACGAUCAAUGCCACCGCCAGGCGACGAAUCAAAAACGAGUCAUCCUGACCUACCUCAUCCCUUGUAACAUCAUACUAGGGCGCUUCCCCUCAUUACAGUUAUUGCAACGUCCUGAGGCCGAAGGGCUAGUAGACAAAUUCGUUCCGAUUUGUCGGUUGAUAGCUCGGGGCGAUUAUAUUGCGUUCCGCGAGCACCUUGCAAUUGGCUCCCCCGAAACAGAAUGGUUCGCUCGGAAAGGCAUCCUUCUUGCCCUACGCAAUCGGUGCGAGAUUCUUGUUUGGCGGUCACUUGCACGAAAGGUCUUCAUCCAUGCCGGUUUCCACGGCGAUCCUUCACUUGGCCCUUCUCAACGUGGACCGCCACCGUACCUCUAUCUGAACAAGCUGGACGCAGCGGUCCGGUGGAUUCAAUCUCAGCAUGCGCAUUCGGCCCAAAGCUCGGUUGGAAUCUUCGCCUCCAAGCCCGAGCCGGAUUCCCAGGCGGGCCAAAAUCAGGUUGGGUCCCAGAUCGUACACAAAGCUACAGAUCGGGAUUUCGAGGGGCUCGGCGAGCUGGACGCACAAGAGGCGGUCGCAAGCCCAGGGCUUAUUGAGAAAUACGGAGACUAUUUGGCACCGGACGGAUAUUUCGAUGCGCAAGGACAGUGGCAGCUGAAUCCACCGGGCAGACUUGUUGAUGGCCAGCCCUCUGUGGAUUACCAGCAAUAUGAGCUUGACCCGUACGCGAGUCCAGCCGACAGCGAGCAAGACUCGGGCAAACCUACUCUUAUGAUGCGCGAGCUCGAGUCCAUCCUGGCGUCCCUCCUCACACAGGGUCUGAUGCGUGGAUUCCUGACUCAUAAGAAUCCUCGUCUGGCGAUCCCUGGCGCGCGUCUCCGUGGUGCCGUGCCGACUGGCUUUCCCAAUGUCUGGCAGACAAUCCUAGCUCGGGAACAAGAAGAUGACAACGUUCCUGGAUGGGUCCAGCCACCAGCGGUGGCAGCACCUCCGACAGCCGGAGGUGGACGCGUGGUCAAUCUGUCCGGGGCGAGACCUGUCGGAGUACAGUGACGACAUUAGCUAUCCAUGUGGAGGCACAACCCAAUGAAGGAUCUCUUGUAAAUAGCAACGAAUGCCAUGACACGAACACAAAAUAACUAUGUGAAUGAAAAGCCAACAUCUGGUACCUGAUGUGCCUUGGACGAUGAAGCAUCCGCAUCAA
This is a messenger RNA of Aspergillus welwitschiae, 1525 nucleotides long. RefSeq lists its product as uncharacterized. The record is from RefSeq and is a predicted model, not a curated record. Gene Ontology annotation, biological process: post-transcriptional tethering of RNA polymerase II gene DNA at nuclear periphery; transcription elongation by RNA polymerase II; poly(A)+ mRNA export from nucleus. Gene Ontology annotation, molecular function: double-stranded DNA binding; RNA binding. Lineage: Eukaryota; Fungi; Ascomycota; Eurotiomycetes; Eurotiales; Aspergillaceae. The transcript is spliced from 2 exons. The coding region runs from base 124 to 1374 and encodes 416 amino acids. Gene Ontology annotation, cellular component: transcription export complex 2.